Molecule: messenger RNA, 4725 nt
Organism: Spinacia oleracea (spinach)
Lineage: Eukaryota; Viridiplantae; Streptophyta; Magnoliopsida; Caryophyllales; Amaranthaceae
Exons: 1
Coding region: 1-4725 (1574 amino acids)
Molecular function (GO): nucleic acid binding; RNA-DNA hybrid ribonuclease activity
Source: RefSeq, a predicted model, not a curated record
AUGAGGUUCACCCUCAAACUCUCAUCACAAUGGAUAGAUGUCAGCCCUUCGGCGAUACGUCAAUUCAUGCUGGAACCACACUGGCUAGAUUUCCCAUACCAGGAUAUGGAAAUGUCGCCAAAAAAAGGAGGUAUGAUGAUACCUGUCCAUCUGCCGGAUCUCAAAACAAUCAAAGCCCUUUCCCCUGUUUUGGAGAAGUUUCUGCGAUGGUGGAUGCUAAGCAAGGAAGCACAGAAGGGGCAGUUCAUAGUACCACCAGAGCUGGAAUUUAUGUGCGACCCAAUCCCAGUGCUACCUCAAGUCAGGAGGACCUGGCCGUUGUCAGCAAGGAACCCGAUCAAGGGAACCUUUGGGGAGACAACAAAUGCACUCAUGGUACUUGCGACAACGGAGAAGUUCAACCAAGUGGAAAUCAAAGUGAUAAUAGUGAAGGAGGUGGAAGAAGGGGACUGCGAGAUGGAACUGGAAUUCAUGGCAAGGAAGGAGACCCUAUGGAGCAGGAGGAACAACGAGUUCAUACACAAGAUAGAUCCUCUGACCAACAGGAAGUUCAAGGAGUUCUCCAAAACUCGAAAAACACCUGAUCCCAUGAUAAUAGUUGCUUGGAACUGCAGAGGAAUUGCCCGCCGGGGAUUCCAAUCCAAUAUCCGCCACCUCUUUAAAGAGCACCUUCCCCAAAUCCUAAUACUAACCGAAACCAAAACCAGCCCCAAAAACACUGCAAGAAUCAUGAAGAAAACUCCCUUUGAAAAGUAUGUGCUAGCUGAACCCUAUGGCCUCGCUGGUGGGAUCAUAGUUAUGUGGAACCCUAACUUCAUCAACUUUCAGAUGAUUGGAAGGGACCUGCAUACUAUUCAUGGUAUUGUGGAGGUAAACACUUCCCCCCCUUUUAGUUUUUGCUUAUCUGCUGUGUAUGCUAGUACCAAGUACAAAAGUAGAUUAGAAACUUGGCAUGACCUAAUAGACAUGUCUAAACUAAUAACAGUUCCUUGGGUAGUAAUGGGAGAUUUUAAUGAAGUCACUUGUCAAUCAGAGAAACUGGGGGGCAAUUUGAUCAAACAACAUAGGGCAGAUAGAUAUUCUGAUGCCAUGAAUGAAUGUGGGCUAGUUGAUGCUGGCUGUGUGGGUAGCAGGUUUACCUGGUUUAAUAAACAGAAAGAUAAACCCAUUUACCAAAGACUUGAUAGGGCUUGGGUAAAUAUGCACUGGCUUAAUCUGUUUCCUAACUCUACUGUAAUUACAUUGCCUAGAGAAGCUUCUGACCAUAAUCCAAUUAAGCUAAUAACGGAAAAUAUUGGUUUGCAAAAUCAUGGUCACCAAAAUGUUUUCAAAAUGGAACCUUUAUGGUAUGCUGAACCAGGUUUCUCAACCAUGGUGGAUGAAAACCUAAAUGCUGAUAAUUCUGACUUGGUUAGUAAACUCAAUAAUAUCUCCAAAACCAUGUCUUCUUGGGUUAAGGACAAUAUAGAAAAUAUUUUCAAAAAAAGGAAAGUCUUGUGUGCUAGAAUCAUGGGUAUCCAACGAGCUCUAGAACACAAGCCAACCAAUAAGCACCUCUUGGACUUAAAUGAGGACCUCUCCAAUGAGCUAGGUCUCAUUUAUGAGCAAGAGGAAGCCUUCUGGAUGGCUAGGGCUAGAACUAGUUGGAUUGAAAAUGGGGACAAAAACACUAGCUAUUUCCAGAAGUCUGUCAUCAUAAGAAGAAGAAGGAAUAAAAUCACUAGCCUUAGGUCAGAAGUGGGUCAGGAUAUCCAAGGGAAAGAUCUAGUGCCCCAUAUUGUCAGCUACUUUUCCACCCUCUUCACCUCUGAACAGACCAUUCCCCCCUGUGAAAACCACCACUACUCCAAUGAAAUCAGUAUUGACCAUGCCACCAAUAUUGAAGAAGUUGGGAGAGCUGUGUUUGACCUAGGUCCCCUUAAGGCCCCAGGUAUAGAUGGCCUUCAUGCCCACUUCUACCAACAACACUGGGGUGUUUUGUGGAAAGACCUAUAUAAGUAUGUGGAUAAUGUACUGCAGACCAAAACCUUUCCCCAGUCCAUCAAUGAUACCACUAUCUGCAUUAUACCCAAGACUGCCCUACCAGAGUCCAUAAAGCAAUUUAGGCCCAUAAGCCUGUGUAAUGCCAGCUAUAAAAUAGUGUCAAAAAUAUUAGUCAACAGGAUCAGACCUCUUUUGAAGGACAUCAUCUCCCCAAAUCAGAAUAGUUUCCUUCCUGGAAGGGGCUGUGAAGUUAAUUACAUUGCAGCUUCUGAAAUCUUACACUCCAUGAAAACCAAAAAAGGGAAGUUUGGGUGGUUUGCUCUUAAGAUAGAUCUUGAAAAAGCUUAUGAUAGGCUGGAGUGGAACUUCAUUAGGUUCUGUUUAGCAAGGAAAGGCUUUGAUAGAAAUUCCACAGACCUCAUUCUUAAUUGCAUUGCCUCUCCUGCAACAUCUAUCAUUGUAAAUGGAAAGCCCUCCCCCUCCUUUAAAACCACUAGAGGAAUCAGACAAGGAGACCCAAUAUCCCCAUAUGUUUUCAUUAUUUGCAUGGAGUACUUAGCUGAUAUGAUUAGUGAGGCUGCCUCUAAGGAAAACUGGAAACCCUUCUACUUGAAGAGAAAUGGCAUCCCCAUCACCCAUUUGAUGUUUGCAGAUGAUCUGCUUCUGUUUGGAGAUACUUCUGCCAAAACUCUCAGUGGCAUGAAGGAGGUCCUUAGGAACUUCUGGGACUGCUCUGGCCAAAAAAUGAAUAACUCUAAGAGCAAGAUCUAUUUUUCCAAACACACCCCCCAAAACCAAAAAGAUCUAUUCUGUAACACUCUAGAGGUACAACCAAGCCCUGACUUAGGAACAUACCUAGGGUUCCCCUUGACAGACAAAAGGCCAACCAAGAACCAAACUUUAGACAUUUGCAGGAAAAUUAAGAGCAAACUGGCCUCCUGGAAGGCUAAAUGCCUCAGCAAAGCUGGUAGGUUAGUACUUAUAAAGUCCACCUUGACCACCAUAGCAAAUUACUCUAUGCAAAUUCUGUACUUACCAAAGAAAACCCUCCAGACUAUUGACCAAGCUUGUGCUAAUUUCCUAUGGGAUUCAGAACCCCAGAAAAAGAAAACCCACCUUGUAGCUUGGCUCAAGGCCUGUGGACCAUUGGAAGUAGGAGGGCUUAGUGUUAGAUCAGCUGUAAUGAUGAAUAAAGUGCUAAUGACUAAACUCUGCUGGAAAUUUAACACAGGGGAAAACCUAGCCAGUAUCCUAAUCAAGGAAAAGUAUGUUGAUAAUAGACCCUACCCUGCCCCUUUCUCAAAAGGGUCUCAUAUUUGGCAAAAUGUUGGAAAGGGGUGGAACAUGUACAAGGACCUUACUGCUUGGUGUAUAGGGGAUGGAACCCAGAUCAACCUUUGGCUAGAUAAUUGGACAGGAAAAGGUUCACUUAGAUCUUUAAUACAAGGACCCCUAACCAGAGAUGAAUUUGCACACACUGUUAGUGACAUUAGGAGGGAUGGCCAUUGGAACUUAAGCUGCAUUUCCUUCACCCUACCCACUGACUUAAUCCAAUGGAUUCAAGCCAUUCCCAUCCCUCAGUUUGGUGAGGAUGCCCCCUUCUGCUCUCUAUCAAAAGGGCUCCACUUUGACUCAAAAACAGCUUACAACACCAUUUGGAACACCCACUUCCCUGACACAGACUCAAGUGAUAAAUGGAGUUGCAUUUGGAAAGCUAGAUGCCCACCUAAACUGAAAAUAUUCCUUUGGCUUAUUCUUUGGGGAAGACUCCCAACUGCAUCCCACCUAUCCAGUAGACAGAUUAUCCCUAAUGGAAAUUGCCAGUUUUGUCCUAAUACCCAGGAAGACAUGGUACACUUGUUUUUAAACUGCCCCAGAGCUACUGAAUUUUGGAGUAAUAUUGAGUUUCAACCCAAGUAUAACCAUCUCCACUCUGAUGUUGAAAAUUGGUUCCUAGAUAACUUGAAUGAUACUGGGCUAUCCCAGGUUUUGAACACUACAAACCAAACAAUUUUCAUCUUUUGCCUUUGGAGAAUAUGGAAUAGAAGGAACUUAUGGAUUUUUCAAAAAGAAAACAAAAAUAUUCAGUCUUGGUGUCACCAAACUCUAUGGUUAGCAAAAGAGCAUGGAAAUAUAGAGAGUAAAGGAACACAACAGAUUAAGCCAGUGCAUUUGGACCCCCCUAGUCCCUCAAAUUACUUUGUUAAAUGCGAUGCAUCUUUCUGUUCCUCCACUCUCCUUGCCUCCUAUGCAGCAAUUUGCAGGAAUGAAGAUCACACAUUCAUGGCUGGAAUAGCUGGAACCUUCACCAGUACCUCAGCUGCUGCUGCAGAAACUCAAUCUAUCCUUAUAGCUAGCUCAUGGGUCAUCAUCAAAGCAUGGCAGAAUGUGACUAUAUUUACAGAUUGCAAAUCAGCAGCAGAACACCUAAACAAUGACAACCCUCCAAUUUCUUGGCUGUCUAACCUAUAUGCUAAAUGCAGGGAGUUGCAAAGAACCCACGGGAGCCUCUGGGUGAAAUUCAGAAGAAGGGAGCACAUCAUGGAAGCAGACUACGUGGCAAGGAAGACCAAGGACAGGCUGAGUCUGUUGGAUCAAGGCAGUGAUUUAGAACCCCCCCCCAGUUUAACUACUGAUAUCUCAUCAAACAAUGACACUAAUUUUUUGGGAGCAUGUUUGCUUCAAAGUAAUUGGGCGAUAUGUGCCUGUAUUUUGACCUCCACACGGAGUGGAGUUAGCUGA